Messenger RNA from Loxodonta africana (African savanna elephant), 3628 nucleotides. RefSeq names its product ATP binding cassette subfamily F member 1 (gene ABCF1). Lineage: Eukaryota; Metazoa; Chordata; Mammalia; Proboscidea; Elephantidae. The transcript has 25 exons. The record is from RefSeq and is a predicted model, not a curated record. Bases 61 to 2592 code for a protein of 843 amino acids. Gene Ontology annotation, molecular function: ATP hydrolysis activity; ATP binding.
ACGCCGCCGGAAGCGGAAAUAGCUCCGGACGUCACAGCAGUAACAGUAACUGCCACCGCGAUGCCGAAGGGGCCUAAGCAGCAGCCGCCGGAGCCCGAGUGGAUCGGGGACGGAGAGAGCACGAGCCCCACAGACAAAGUGGUGAAGAAAGGGAGGAAGGACAAGAAGACCAAAAAGACGUUCUUUGAAGAGCUGGCAGUAGAAGAUAAACAGGCUGAGGAAGAAGAGAAAGCACUCAAGGAGAAAGAGCAACAGCAACAGCAGCAGCAGCAGCAGCAAAAAAAGAAGCGAGACACCCGAAAAGGCAGGCGGAAAAAGGAUGUGGACGAUGAUGGAGAGGAGAAACAGCUCAUGGAGCGUCUUAAGAAGCUCUCCAUACCAGCCAGUGAUGAGGAGGAUGAGGUACCGGCCCCAGUACCCCGAGGAGGGAAGAAAACCAAGGGUGGUAAUGUGUUUGCAGCCCUGAUUCAGGAUCAGAGUGAGGAAGAGGAGGAGGAAGAAGAAAAAUGUCCUUCUAAGCCUGCCAAGCCAGAGAAGAAUCGGAUUAAUAAGGCUGUAUCUGAGGAACAACAACCUGGGCUCAAGGGCAAAAAGGGAAAGGAAGAAAAGUCAAAGGGGAAGGGCAAGCCACAAAAUAAAUUUGCUGCUCUGGACAGUGGAGAGGAGGAUGAAGAAGAAGAAGUACUAAAAGAGAAGGAGCCGCCCAAACAAGGGAAGGAGAAGGGCAAGAAGGUAGAGCAGGGGUCAGAGGAGGAAGGAGAAGAAGAGGAGGAAGAGGGAGAGCCCAAGGCAGAUGAUCCUUAUGCUCACCUUAGCAAAAAGGAGAAGAAAAAGCUGAAGAAACAGAUGGAGUAUGAGCGCCAAGUGGCUUCAUUAAAAGCAGCCAGCGCUGCCGAAAAUGACUUCUCUGUGUCCCAGGCAGAGGUGUCCUCCCGCCAAGCCAUGUUAGAAAAUGCAUCUGACAUCAAGCUGGAGAAGUUCAGCAUCUCGGCCCAUGGCAAGGAGUUAUUCGUCAAUGCAGACCUUUACAUUGUAGCCGGCCGCCGCUAUGGGCUGGUGGGACCCAAUGGCAAGGGCAAGACCACGCUUCUCAAGCACAUCGCCAACCGAGCCCUGAGCAUCCCUCCUAACAUCGACGUGCUGCUGUGUGAGCAGGAGGUGGUAGCGGAUGAGACGCCAGCAGUGCAGGCUGUGCUUCGAGCUGACACCAAGCGAUUGAAGCUGCUGGAAGAGGAGCGGCGGCUUCAGGGGCAGUUGGAACAGGGGGAUGAUGCAGCUGCUGAGAGGCUCGAGAAGGUGUAUGAGGAGUUGCGGGCCACAGGGGCGGCAGCUGCAGAGGCCAAGGCACGGCGGAUCCUGGCUGGUUUGGGCUUCGACCCUGAAAUGCAGAACCGGCCCACACAAAAGUUCUCGGGGGGCUGGCGCAUGCGUGUCUCCCUGGCCAGGGCAUUGUUCAUGGAGCCCACACUGCUGAUGCUGGACGAGCCCACGAACCACCUGGACCUCAAUGCUGUCAUCUGGCUCAACAACUACCUCCAGGGCUGGCGGAAGACGUUGCUGAUUGUCUCCCAUGACCAGGGCUUCCUGGAUGAUGUCUGCACUGAUAUCAUCCAUCUUGAUGCCCAGCGGCUCCAUUACUACAGGGGCAAUUACAUGACCUUCAAGAAGAUGUACCAGCAGAAGCAGAAGGAACUGCUAAAGCAGUAUGAGAAGCAGGAGAAAAAGCUGAAAGAGCUGAAGGCGGGUGGCAAGUCCACCAAGCAGGCAGAGAAACAAACAAAGGAAGCCCUGACCCGAAAGCAGCAGAAAUGUCGACGGAAAAACCAGGAUGAAGAGUCCCAGGAAGCCCCUGAACUCCUGAAGCGCCCCAAGGAGUACACUGUGCGCUUCACAUUCCCGAACCCCCCGCCCCUCAGUCCUCCUGUGCUGGGCCUGCACGGUGUGACGUUUGGCUACGAGGGGCAGAAACCACUCUUUAAGAAUCUGGACUUUGGCAUUGACAUGGACUCAAGGAUCUGCAUCGUGGGCCCUAAUGGCGUGGGGAAGAGCACCCUGCUCCUACUGCUAACAGGCAAGCUGACACCGACCCGUGGGGAAAUGAGAAAGAACCACCGGCUGAAAAUUGGCUUCUUCAACCAGCAGUAUGCAGAGCAGCUGCGCAUGGAGGAGACUCCCACUGAGUACCUGCAGCGUGGCUUCAACCUGCCCUACCAGGACGCCCGGAAGUGCCUGGGCCGCUUCGGCCUGGAGAGUCAUGCCCACACCAUCCAGAUCUGCAAACUUUCCGGUGGGCAGAAAGCCCGAGUUGUAUUUGCAGAGCUGGCCUGCCGGGAGCCUGAUGUUCUCGUCUUGGAUGAGCCGACAAAUAACUUGGACAUAGAGUCUAUUGAUGCUCUGGGGGAAGCCAUCAAUGAAUACAAGGGUGCGGUGAUCAUCGUCAGCCACGAUGCCCGACUCAUCACAGAAACCAACUGCCAGCUGUGGGUGGUAGAGGAGCAAAGCGUCAGCCAGAUCGACGGUGACUUCGAGGACUACAAGCGGGAGGUGCUGGAGGCCCUCGGCGAAGUCAUGGUUAACAGACCCCGAGAGUGAGCUUUCCUUCCUGGUGGUACCCAAGAGAUGAGCUUGUGUGGUCUCGAAGUCCCCUGUUGUCUCCCUGUCACCAGUUGGAAACCUGCCUCUGGCCUGCAGCUGAUCCAGCAACCACUCAGGCAUGUGAAGGUGGAGCAUUGCCUUGAUGUGACCAGGAUACCACUAUGAUUGCUCUCUUUUCCUUGAAAGACUUGUCUGUUCUGCUUCUCUUCAGAUAACUGAGCUGACUUUGUCCUUGACAUCCCUCUGAACAAACAGAGGUGACCUUCAGUAUUGUGGGAUUCUGUCUUGCCAAGCCUAUGUGGCCCAGAAGGCCCCUGCUGUCCCCUUCACUUCCCCCAGAAGCCUGCCUCAGGCCUUGCUGCCGGCCCCCUGGUCUCUGAGUGGUGCUGUUCUUUCCUAGUGGAUUUAGUGCUAACUCAGUGAUACAAGUGGUUGUUGCACCGCAGAGCUUAGGCUUGUGCUGUCACCAGCCCAGGAUUUGGUGCCUGCAGUCUCUGCCUGGUAGGGACUUGGGGUCAGGAGAGGGAUGCUGCUGAACUUCAACCUCCGUUUGCAAGAAGGAAUAAAGGAAAGGAGAGGAGUCACUGCCACCUGUCACUGUUCGGAGAGUCCUGGGAGCCAGAACUGUUCUCAAUCUCUUUGAUUUUCCAGCAGCAUUUAGCAUUGCCUCUUCCCCACUAAUACAGAUGGAUCUAAUUUGCAGCCUCACUGCACCGUAGAGAGUGCUUGCUGUUGGAGAAUCCUCCCUCCUUUCCCCAACUCUUCAGACAAGGGGAAGGAAAGUGAUUGAUCCCUUCCAUCAAGGACACUCGACUCUCACUGUCCAAGCUGUCCUCAUGAAUGAGAAUGUGCUUUGCCUGUGAUCAGAAACCAGAGUACUGAUACUUUCAAAAGCGAUGAAAUCAGCCAGCCAACGUGUGGUGCUGUGGGGUAUAUACAAGAAGGGACAAGGCCUGCCUUUAUUCAUAGUACAGUUACAGAAGACUUGAAAAAUAAAACACAAGCUUACCAUGUACUAUGAUUAAUUGCCAAA